UUUGGUUCGUCAGAGGCGCAGGGAGCUCAGUGUUUGGACCCAAACAACUCAGAUCUUCCCCCUGCGGAGCUUCUCUCUCCAGAUUUUCUCUCCUGGAUACUCUUUUUGUGUGUGCGAGAGAGGAGAGGGCUGCUGGUGUUUCGCAUUUCAGCUUCAUGGGAAGUGAUGUAGCGCCCGCACCGAAGGACGGCUUGUGCCAUACAGGGAUGUAAGGGACAGACGCGUGGAUACAACACGAGGAAGCUGCUGUAUCUCCGCGACAUCAGCGAGAAUCGGAUUGUGGACCGAAGCGGUUUACCCCGGGAUAUUGAACGCAUCUGCUGGGGGAACUGUUUGGAUUCGUUGUUCUCUCCUUAAGCCGUUUUAUCAAACCCUUCCUCACACCGUGCGUCGGGACGCUACCCACCGCCUGAGAGACAGUUUGGAGAGAAAUGAUCGGUAACACUUUGAAUGGAAGGACGUGAGCCAACCCUGCUGUUCAGCAGUCCUUUCUAACCCCGCGGAUCGAGCAUGUUUUGACUAUCUGGAAUGUGAUAUUGUGCGGAGAACACUCAAGAAGCAAACUCUGUCUCACAACAAGAUUUUGGACGGCACCUGGCCCCAGAGCAGCAGGACUCUUGGUUUUUGUGGGAAGCGUGGCGCAGUGGAGGGAGCCCUGCAACAAAGGAAGCACCGAUUCGUGCGUGUGCGAGCUAAACACUGAACUCUACUGGGACCUGGAGCAGCGGGCGGUAAGAGGAGGAGGCCAUGUGGACCGCACGCCUGCUAGUCCUCGCCAGCCUCUUUGCACCAGCCGCUCUCGCCUUCAGUCGAGCACCCAUCCCCAUGGCGGUGGUGAGGAGGGAGCUGUCAUGCGAGGGUUACCCCAUCGAGCUGCGCUGCCCUGGCACCGACGUCAUCAUGAUAGAGAGUGCCAACUACGGACGCACCGACGACAAAAUCUGUGACGCAGACCCAGCGCAGAUGGAGAACACGCGCUGCUACCUGCCUGACGCGUACAAGAUCAUGUCACAGAGAUGUAAUAACCGGACGCAGUGUGCCGUUGUGGCUGGACCAGACGUGUUUCCUGACCCCUGCCCGGGGACAUACAAAUAUCUGGAAGUCCAGUACGAAUGUGUGCCCUACAUCUUCCUGUGCCCAGGGCUUCUGCGCAGGGUGUACCAGAGCGAGCACCUGUUCGAGUCGGACCACCAGUCUGGAGCAUGGUGCAAAGACCCGCUGCAGGCCUCCGAUAAGAUCUACUACAUGCCCUGGACCCCGUACCGCACCGACACGCUGACUGAGUACUCCUCGAAAGAGGACUUCAUCGCCGGGAGGCCGACGACAACCUAUAAGCUGCCGCACCGUGUUGACGGGACUGGCUUUGUUGUGUACGAUGGGGCGCUUUUCUUCAACAAGGAGCGCACACGCAACAUAGUCAAGUUUGACCUGCGGACUCGAAUCAAGAGCGGCGAGGCCAUCAUCGCCAACGCCAACUACCACGAUACCUCUCCGUACCGCUGGGGGGGGAAGUCGGACAUUGACCUGGCUGUUGAUGAGAACGGCCUCUGGGUGAUUUAUGCCACCGAGCAGAACAAUGGGCGCAUCGUCAUCAGCCAGCUGAACCCCUACACGUUACGUGUGGAGGGCACUUGGGACACCGCAUACGACAAGCGUUCUGCGUCCAACGCCUUCAUGAUCUGUGGUGUCCUCUAUGUGGUGAAGUCUGUGUACGAGGAUGACGACAACGAGGCCACAGGAAACAAGAUCGACUACAUUUACAACACUGAGCUGAGCAAAGACGGCUUCCUGGACAUCCCCUUCCCCAACUCCUACCAGUACAUCGCCGCCGUGGAUUACAAUCCCAGAGAUAACCUGCUGUACGUCUGGAACAACUACCAUGUGGUCAAAUACUCUCUGGACUUCGGAGCGCUAGACAACAGGCUCGAAUCCUCCUCUUCUGUGAUGGUGUAUAUGGACACCACCACCAUGAUGACGAGCACCACCCCUCGAAUGACCACCGCUACCAGGACCACCACCACAUCCAGGACCACCACCACCAAGAUGCUUUCCUCCUCCACCGUCCCUGGGAUGGCUCCUUGGCCCCGCACCACCACCACAGUGGCGGCCCCCGGGCACACGCUGGUGGCGGGUCUGCUCCCUGAGGAGGAAGACGAGGACCACAGCAGGGGGCCCCCAUCCUCCAAACUCCCCAACAUCCGGGUGGAGUACUGCAAUCCCCUCAUGAUGAUGGACGUCUCCUGGCCCAGGACCAAGCAGGGUGUUGGGGUCAAGAUGCCCUGUCCCCCAGGAGCCAUGGGCGUGGCUUCCUACAUGUGCGUGGGUCCGGAGGGAUACUGGGACCCCCAGGGGCCUAACUUCAGCAACUGCACCUCCCCCUGGGUCAAUCUCAUCAGCCAGAAGAUCAAAGCUGGAGAGACGGCUGCAGUCAUUGCCCGGGAGUUAGCAGAGCAAACGAAGCGUAAUCUCCAGGCGGGAGACAUCUCCUUCACAGUGAAGGCCAUGGUGCAGCUGGUGGAUCUGCUCGACGUGCAGCUCAGGAACCUGACGCCCGGUGGCAAAGACAGCGCUGCCCGGAGCCUCAACAAGCUGCAGAAAAGAGAGCGCUCUUGCCGCUUUUAUGUUCAGGCCAUGGUGGAAACGGUCAACAAUCUCCUGCAGCCCCAGGCACAGGCAGCGUGGAGAGAGCUGAGCACCGCAGAGCAGCUGAGGGCCGCCACCACGCUGCUGGACACGGUGGAGCAGGGCGCCUUCGUCCUCGCCGACAACCUGCUGAAGACGGACAUCGUGCAGGAGAACACCGACAACAUCCAGCUGGAGGUGGCGAGGAUGAGCACUGAUGGGAACUUGCCCGAUCUGAAGUUCCCACAGACAGGAGGACAGGGCAACUCCAUCCACCUGUCAGCCAACACGCUGAAGCAGCACGGGAGAAACGGUGAGAUCCGGAUUGCGUUUGUCCUGUACAAACACAUCGGGAUCUACCUGUCGACGGAGAACGCCAGCAUGAAACUUGGCAGCGAGGCCAUGGCGACCAAUUACUCUGUCAUCGUUAAUUCCCCGGUCAUCACCGCGGCCAUCAACAAGGACUCCAACAAAGUGUACCUCUCGGACCCCGUCAUAUUCACCAUCAGACAUCUGCAGCAGUCUGAGGAGAACUUCAACCCCAACUGUUCAUUCUGGAGUUACUCCAAGAGGACUAUGACCGGUUUCUGGUCCACGCAGGACUGCCGUCUGCUCGGCACCAACCGCACACACACCACCUGCUCCUGCACACACCUCACCAACUUUGCCGUGCUCAUGGCCCACGUGGACGUCAAGAACACAGACCCAGUCCAUGACAUGCUCCUGGACGUGAUCACCUGGGUGGGCAUACUCCUGUCUCUGGUCUGCCUGCUCAUCAGCCUCUUCACCUUCUGCUUCUUCCGCGGUCUGCAGAGCGACCGUAACACCAUCCACAAGAACCUGUGUAUCAGCCUGUUUAUCGCAGAGUCUCUGUUCCUGGUGGGCAUCAACCGAGGGGACCAGCCGAUUGCUUGUGCCGUCUUCGCCGCCCUGCUGCACUUCUUUUUCCUGGCGGCAUUCACGUGGAUGUUCCUUGAGGGCGUGCAGCUCUACAUCAUGCUGGUGGAGGUGUUUGAGAGCGAGCACUCACGCAGGCGCUACUUCUACCUGGUGGGCUACGGGGUCCCCGCGCUAAUUGUGGCCGUUUCUGCUGCAGUGGACUACCGCAGCUACGGCACUGACCGAAUUUGCUGGCUGCGCCUGGACACCUACUUCAUUUGGAGUUUCAUAGGACCAGCAACCUUGAUAAUUAUGCUCAACGUGAUCUUCCUCGGCAUCGCCCUUUACAAGAUGUUCCAUCACACGGCCAUCUUGAAACCAGACUCCGGUUGCCUGGACAACAUCAACUACCGUUAUUAUGAUGGAUGUGUUAUUGUAGAGUGGCACUGCUAUCAGGAUUAUGAACCUGAGAUCAAGUCCUGGGUGAUUGGGGCCAUCGCCCUGCUCUGCCUGCUGGGCCUUACUUGGGCGUUCGGCCUGAUGUACGUCAACGAGAGCACAGUAGUCAUGGCCUACCUGUUCACCAUAUUCAACUCCCUGCAGGGCAUGUUCAUCUUCAUCUUCCACUGUGUGCUGCAGAAGAAGGUGCGUAAGGAGUAUGGGAAAUGUCUGCGCACUCACUGCUGCAGCGGAAAAAGUGUGGACAGCUCCAUUGGCUCCGUGAAAGGAACGGCUUCUCGAGUCCCGGGACGUUAUUCUACAGGCUCACAGAGCCGGAUCCGUCGGAUGUGGAACGACACAGUCAGAAAACAGUCAGAAUCCUCCUUCAUGACCGGAGACAUCAACAGCUCUGCUUCUCUCAAUAGAGGGGCUAUGGCUAACCAUCUUAUUCCUAAUGCACUCCUCCGUCCUCAUGGCACUAACAAUCCCUAUAACACAUUGCUUGGGGAAUCGGCAGUCUAUAACAACCCUCUGGGCAUGUACAACACACAAGAGCCCUACAGAGAGACAAAGGGAAUCCUGAACAAUGCCCGGGAUACAAGUGUCAUGGAUACUCUACCACUGAAUGGUAACCACGGCAACAGCUACAGCAUCGCCAGCGCCGAGUACAUGAGCGACUGCGUACAGAUCCUAGAGCGGGGGUACAACCACAAGGAGACCACCCUGGAGAAGAAGAUCCUCAAAGAGCUCACCUCCAACUACAUCCCCUCCUAUCUCAACAACGCCCACCACGAGCGCUCCGCCGAGCACAACCGCAACCUCAUGAACAAACUGGUCAACAACGUGAGCAACGGGGGCAAGGAUGGCGGCUACGGCAUGGGUCUUGGGGUGGGGGGGAUGAUGGGGAUGGGGAUGAACGUGGUGCUGAGCCUGGACGACCACUCCACCUUCGGGCCACACCACGACGAGGGCCUGGGUCUGGAACUGAUCCGAGAGGAGUCCAUCGCCCCACUGCUCCCUCAGAGACCCCCGCCCUCUCUUGACCAACUUAACAACCACCUCCACCAGUCAGUGCCACCCCCCCUCCCACUGCCCCACCACCCCUUCACCUCCGCCAACACCUCAUCGUCCCGGCGGAGGAUCCCGCAGGAGAACAGCGAGAGCUUCUUCCCGUUACUCACCAACGAGCACACGGAGGAGGAGGGCUCCACCCCCAUCCACAACCCCCAGAGAGACUCCCUGUACACCAGCAUGCCCCUGCUGCCCGGCCUGCCCCACGUGUCCUCAGACUCCGCUGAUGGGGGGGAUGCCAAAAGCCCAGAGGCCGGCUCGGACGACGUUUACUACAAGAGCAUGCCCAACCUGGGCUCCAGGAACCACCUGCACCAGCUGAGCUCCUACUACCAGCUGGGGAGGGGCAGCAGCGACGGCUUCAUCGUGACCCCCAACAAAGAGGAUCUGACUCCAGAGGAGGCCCAACCAGAGGCCUCGCACCUCGUCACCAGCCUAUAGGUCCCCCCGCUCCUCCUUACGCAGCCCCUCCUCCAUCUGUUGUUGGCAGUGGUAGCCUUUCUUUUAUUCUGUGCCCCCUCGCAGCAAACUCUUGCUAAGACUGACCCCAGACAGGAUAAUAAUGCUCGAUGUGGGAGUUAAACUUUGCGGGAAUCUGUUGAUGUUGUGCCCCCCCCCCCCCCCCCUUGUGUUUUGUCUCAGUGUGCAGAGACUUACUCACACGUUUAGAGAUACAGCGUGACUGCAAAGCCCCGAACAUCCAGUCUGAACUGCAGCAGAAUCAACGGGGAAUUUAAAAAAGGACUAUUUUAUUAUACUUCUGUAUCCAUAAUGACUUUUUGAAAGAUUUUCUUCCUCUUUGGUGAGUUGCAGCACAUUUUGUUUGCUGGAGUGUCCCUUCAAUGAAAAAAAGACAAAAAAAAUUGAACAAUAACUACGAAGAAAUUAUUGAUCGUAUGCUUUGAAGCAUAGCUGUUUUCUUUCAUUUUACUGUAAUAACAGGAGGGAGAAAAAAACUAAUAAGAGAAUUAUGAGAUAUUUCUAUGUAAUUGUACAGAUAACUAGCAUUGCACACAAUAGUAUGCUUUUUUUUGUUCCGAGCAAACCUUUGUCUCUGUAAAUGUAGUGAUUAGGAGUGGUUCUGUUCUCUGGGUUUCUGGUACCAGUCUGUUUUUGUUUUCCUCUUUAUCCCUCUGCUAGAAAUGACUAAAUAGAAGCAAAAUAACAUCAUAACAAAACACUUAUUGUGCAGGCAUUACCGUGCGACAUAUUCAUCUUUGUUUCGGGUUUAUGUUUCUUUCUUUUCCUUUCUUACUUUAGAUAUCAGAUGAUGGCAGAGCUAAAGAUGGUGCAGAACACACUCAGACAGAUACAAAUUGAUGAGCACCAGGCACGUGUACAAAAUAAAGAAAUAUGGAUGGUUUACUUAUUAAAGAAAAAAGCUUUUGGAGUGAGAAAAACUGGAAGUGUUUUCGUUCUUCUUCCUCGGGGAGAAAAUAUAUUUAUUUAUUUGUCAAAAUAAAAAGAAGAAUGGACGUACGUUUAGCGGCACAGAUCGGGUUUAUUAUUGGCUUCUUAUUUAUUCCUUUUUGUAAUGGUUUCCACAUUGAAUGAACUAAUAUUUGUUGUAACAGUGAAACUUGUUUGCCAACAAAUAAAUUACCGACAGAGAUUUAUUACUUAGCUAUGACAGACGCUCUGGUGUUGUGUCGGGGUCUAAAAGGUGGAACCAUUUAUUCAUUAUUUUAUCUGAUUUUCAGUUAAUUUCCCUCGUUAGUUCGUUUUAGUGCCAAAUGACGUUUUGGCCCAGCAGCAGUGGAUGUGCUCUGUAUGCUCUGCUUUACAAUAGAAGCAGUGGUUUCAUAAGCUGUAAUAAAUAUUUCAAUAUCA
Eleginops maclovinus (Patagonian blennie) is the source of this 6843-nucleotide messenger RNA. RefSeq names its product adhesion G protein-coupled receptor L3-like. Gene Ontology annotation, cellular component: plasma membrane. NCBI's taxonomy places the organism in Eukaryota, Metazoa, Chordata, Actinopteri, Perciformes, Eleginopidae. Gene Ontology annotation, molecular function: G protein-coupled receptor activity; carbohydrate binding. The record is from RefSeq and is a predicted model, not a curated record. Gene Ontology annotation, biological process: cell surface receptor signaling pathway; adenylate cyclase-activating G protein-coupled receptor signaling pathway.